CGACCAAUCAAAGGAGAGGAAAGGAGAGGCGCGGCCAAUGAGCGAGCCCGUCGGCCAGCGAGUCGGGCCUGGAGAGCAAAAGAAGCCGGGCGCGGAGCCGGGGAGUCGCGUGAUCGGAGUAGCCGGGCGAGGUGCCGCGAGUGGCGGCACGGGGGGGAGGGUGUUGGACGACCACCUCCGAAGGACGACCACAGCCCGCCACCGCUUCUCUCUCUCUCUCUCUCAUCAUGUCCCGCUGGUUCUUCCCGUGGUCGAGCUCGAUCAAGAAGCGGGCCUGCCGCUACCUGCUGCAGCAUUACCUGGGCCAUUUCCUGGAGGAGCGGCUCGGCCUGGAGCAGCUCAGCCUCGACCUCUACGCGGGCGCCGGACGCCUUACCCGCCUCCACCUCGACGUCUGGUCCGUGAAUGAGUUCCUGGAAUCCGUGGGCGCCCCAUUGGAGAUCCUGGAUGGCUUCAUCGACAGCAUUGCCGUCACCAUCCCCUGGUCUGCCUUAGUCACCGAGAACUGCACUGUGGAAGUCAGCGGGCUGCAGGUCACCUGCCGGCCCAAAUAUCGCCAAGGUAAUGCUGGCUCAGACUCCCAAAGCUGGGCUUCAUGCAUGACCACCUCCAUGCAGCUGGCUCAGGAGUGCUUGAAGGAACAGACAGAGGAGCCUUCAGAUGCCAGCCAGCCCCUGGAGGGCCUGGAGAUGUUUGCCCAAACCAUUGAAACAGUUCUGAGACGGAUCGAAGUGACUUUUGUCGACACGGUGAUACGCGUGGAACACACGCCCAGAAGCGGGGAGGCACCAGGUGUAGCCCUGGAAAUUCACAUCAAAAGGUUGGACUACUGCGACGAAGUGGUGCGGGACCCCGGUCAGGCGCUAGCUGUGGACAUCCAUCAGCCUCCUCCGUUUGUGCAAAAAAUCCUCCAGCUGAGCGGCCUCUUGCUAUACUAUGAGGAAUUUGGUGAGGGCAGUGCCCAGGGCCCGAAGGAGGCUGAGCCGUGCGAUUCCGGCGGGGAAGAAGCCGGACCCAGCCCUCUGCUUCAGAUCGGAAGCUGCUCCGGAUACACCGAGAUGAGGAUUAAGCUCAAGCAAAACGAGGCCUUCCCUGGAGCUAAGCUGGAGUUAGAUGGGAAGAUUGGAUCGCUGCACCUGUUGCUCGCCCCUCGGCAGAUCUUGCACCUGGCGGACCUUCUCUCAUCCCUCAACUUGUCCGAAUCCGGCCUUCUGCAGGAGCAGCUGAGCAAAAACCGCCCGCUGGAUUCCGAAGACCUGAAGUUGAUCGAGCAAGACCUCAGCCAGCAGCUGCAUUCGGGGCUGGGAUCUGCCCCUGCACAUCUGGAGGGAAUGGUGGCUGGAGUGGAGAACGGAGAGAUGUUCUUCUCCAUGGCACCCAUGACAAGCAGCGUAGCGUCUCUGCGUUCGGUCAGCGACCUCUCCGAUAUGGAUUCGUCGGUCCACAGCGACAUCAGCACCGCUCCCCUGCAGCCGGCAGCCUUCGCCCCAGGGCUGAGCCUAGGAAGCCCCCGGCGUUACAGACGGCUGCCGUUUGCCUCAACCCUGCCAGGUCUCAAUAAGAUACCAAGCAAGGCUGGCCCCUUGCCGCCCCCCUCCUUGGACGGCCAGCGUCCCGAGAUGCUGCUGCGGGUGACUAUCGGGGGCCUGACCUUGACCCUUCUUCAUCAGCCACCUGGGUUUUUCCCCUCGAAUGUCCUCUCUCUGGUGGUCGCUCAGCGGUUCUUCUCCCAGCUGGGGGGCCUAAAGGACGCAGCCUUCGGAGGCCGGGAUUUUUAUCCCCUGCGCCACUGCUUUGAGGAGGCCAUUCCACGCAGCCACGUCAGGCUGACCGGGGCUGCGGUCCAGCUCACCUGUGAACGCAAGGCUUCUAAGCAGCUGCGUGGGCUCAACUGGGACGCCUCCUUCGGCCUUCUGGAGAUCUUGGAGUGCCUUUGGUCAGCCAGCAGAAGGACGGGAAAACCCGAAUACACUCAGCUGCUGGUCUUUCCCACCCCAGGACCCGUUCCCUACAGCCAGGCGCCUCAGCCCUGCGCACGGAUCCGGUCCAAGCACUUGGAGAAACUGCCGUCCUCCAAGAGCGCCCUGGCGAAAGGGGCCGCGUCCAAGCUGAAGGUGGAGCUGGCGGUAGAGCUGGCCGAGUUCCUCUCCGAAGUGGACCUGGGUACGCUGGAUCGUCUCUGUUCCCUCUUGCAGCCCGCCAUGGUGCCGUCCCGGCCGGGUGGCUACCCUCCCGAAGAACCCGUGCCAGGUUUCCCCCCGGCUGCCCGAUGGCAGGCCAACGUGCAGCUGGUCGCCCCCAAAGCCUCCCUGCUUCUCCAGUUCCCCAUCCCGGACCUCCGCGCCUGGGCUGAGAGGCGCGCCUGGGCCGAGAAGGCGGUGCGCGCGGAGCGUUUGCGGCUGGACCUGGCCGGCGUCGAGCUGCGCACCGAUUUGGAGCCGACGGGUCCCACUAAGUUAGAGGUCACCCUGACAGACUUGCACGGCAUUUAUGAAGAUGGCGAGGCGCUGUCGGUGCCUUGUUUUCGGGUGAGCAAAGCCCCAGACUUGCUGGCCAGAGGCGGAGGGAAGAAGUACCUCCUUCCUAAGCUCAUCUUGACCUUCUGCCCAACGCCCACGGAGGCCCCUUGGGAUUUGGCGCUGGCAGUCGCCGAAGAGGUGGAGCUGUCGACGGUCGAAAGCCCCUGUGAGCUGAAGCAGCCGGAGCCGUCGCCCUUCUCCUCCAAGCGGACGAUGUACGAGACUGAGGAGAUGGUCAUCCCAGGGGACCCCGAGGAGAUGGCCGAGUUCCAGAGCCAGACGCUGGCCGCCUCCCGCUACACUCUGGAGCUGACCUUCCCUACCGUUCACAUCUUCAUGCCGAGCAAGAGGUUCUACGAGAGCAUCUACAACAGGAUCAAUAAUGACCUCCUGAUGUGGGAGCCCUUCAGCCCCCUCCCGAGCCCCACUGAUCCUACAGGAAGGGCCGGAUCCGCAUCCCCCUUUGCCCCCGAUGGGCCCCCACACGCCCACUGGCCGGAGAGCUUCCAGAUGUGCAAGUCAGCCUUUAAAUUGGAUUCAGACUCCGAGGACGACGACUCCCACUUCUACUCGGCGGACGAGACAGGCGCGCAGCAGAAAAGAGGGGAGCCGAGGAACCCCUUUCCUCUCAGCUGCAUCUCUGUUGUGCUCCGGGUGGGCCAGGGACGCAUUACGGCGCUCUGCGAUGCCAAAGGCGAAGGGGGCAAAAAGCUGGAAGCAGUUCACGGGGAACUUGUCCUGGACGUGGAAAAUGGGAGUCUCUUCAGCGUCUCACACUACAAAGGCCGCGAGGACAUUGGCUACUUCUGCAUCGAGGCUGAGAAGGUGGCCCUUUAUCACAAAGGUUAGGAUCCAGACACGCUUACCCCCUCCCACAAAACCAUUCCUUCUUUUCACCCCCCCCUCUCCCCCUUCUGGGCCCCUUCAGAGCAGGAAGCCAGCCAGCCUGGCUCCCUUGCAGUCCCGGGUAAAAGGAAGGCCGAAUGCACUGGGAGAAAACCUACGGAUGGUGACCCACAUUUUCCUUCUGGGUUGCAGGAGUUCCUGGUGACGCUGCGCCUCGAGGGCGCCACCAUACGGCACCGCAUGGCGCUGGCCCACCAGAGCUGGUACACGCAGUUGAUCGACUUCCUGGAUGUUCUGGACGACCCCAUCCUGGGCUUCGUGCCCCCCGCCAUCAUCACCGUUUUGCACACCCACCUCUUCAACUGUGCCGUGGAUUACAGGCCUCUCUACUUACCCCUCCGGGUCCUCAUCACCGCGGAGACCUUCACCCUCUCCAGUAACAUCAUCGUGGAUACCUCGGUCUUCCUCCUUCGCUUCAUUUUGGAUAACUCUACUCUGUUCCUCUCCAACAAGUGUGAAGCAGAGACCGGUGACCUGAAUAAAGAUUACGUUUGCGUGGUGGAAGUGGAUCUCUUGGAAUUAGUCAUCACGACAUGGAAAGGAGCCACCACUGGCAAGCUGACCCGGCCCCUCUUUGAGCUCCGCUGCUCCAACAACGUGGUGCACAUCCACACUUGCGCCGACUCUUGUGCAGCCCUCGCCAACCUCAUCCAGUACGUGGUCAACAAAGGGGACCAGCACCCGCCCCCUCGGCACGACAGCCCCACUGAGAUUGCCGGGCAGAAGGUGCAGUUAUCUGAGAGCCCGGCUUCGCUGCCCACCUGUCCCCCAGCUGAGACGGCGGCCAUCAACCAGCGAGACCUCACAGACGCCCUUAUGGAUACCGAGCGGGGAUACCAGGAAAUGACCGGGGACUCUGGGAUGAGGCGGCAGCCUUCACCCGUCUCAGUGUAUCUCUUCCCCGGUGAGAACGGGGCGGCAGGCCAAGGGAAGGCCCCCCCACCCCCAGGGGCCCCAGUGGGCGAGGGUCUCGAUUUCAGCCCUUCUGAGGAUAGCGAAGGGGAGAGCGAAGCCACGGACGGGUUCUGCAUUUUGGACGCUCCGGGAACAGGCAUUCCGCCUCGGGAUGGGGAACCGGUGGUAACCAAGCUCUUGGAGGGCCCCGUCCACAUCCAGGAGGGCCACUUCUCUCGGCCCCUGGGCAGCACGGAUUUAUUGAAGGCCCCCUCGCACUUCCCGGUGCCGGAGAGCCGAGUCGUGAUGCGGGAAAUUUCGGUGGUCUGGCAUCUCUACGGCGGCAGAGAUUUUGGGCCAGGGCGGUCACCUUCCGGACAUAUGCAUUCCCCCAGGACGAAAUCAAGCCUUCCCAGCACCCGUUCCUCCCCCUCUCGGUCUUCGGUGCCCAGCCGACCCCAGAGCUCCUGGCGGGCUCAAGGAGGCCCCGGACGCAUCCACGACCUGCUGAUGGAAAUCCAGCUUACAAAGGUGAGUUUCCAGCACGAAUCCUACUCGGGUGGAGCAUCCGAGAAGCCAUCCCUGGAAUUGGAGGAGCAGCCCUUAGCCAGGCAGGUGUUCGUUGUCCAGGAGCUGGAGAUCCGAGACCGCCUGGCCUCCUCGCAGAUCAACAAGUUCCUCUACCUGUACAGCAGCGAGCUCCUGCCCCGGCGUGCCCAUUCUAACAUGCUCACCAUCAAAGCUCUUCACGUCUGCCCCGAAGCUGGCGUAGGGGGUCCCGAGUGCUGCCUAAGGGUCUCCCUGAUGCCUCUCCGACUCAACAUAGACCAGGAUGCCUUGUUUUUCCUCAAAGACUUUUUCACCAGCGUGGCGGCCAGCAUCAAUCCCGUCGUGUCCAUGGAAGCCGGGCCUGAAGGUCGUGUCGAGUCCCCCGGGAAGGACUCUGAGGCAGGCGAGAGGAUGAUGGCGACUUCGGUGGAGACCACGACCAGUGAAAACAGCUCCAAUGCCUCCUCUUCCUCUGAGCAACCCAUUUAUUUCCGGGAAUUCCGCUUUACCUCUGAGGUCCCCAUCUGGCUGGAUUACCACGGGAAGCACGUUACCGUUGACCAGGUGGGCACCUUCGCCGGCAUUCUGAUCGGUUUGGCUCAACUCAACUGCUCCGAGCUGAAAUUGAAGAGACUCUGCUGUCGCCAUGGGCUGCUUGGGGUGGAGAAGGUGGUUAGCUACGCCCUGACCGAGUGGCUGACGGACAUCCGUAAAAACCAGCUGCCGGGCAUCCUGGGCGGGGUCGGUCCCAUGCACUCCUUCGUGCAGCUCUUCCACGGCCUGCGGGACCUCUUCUGGCUGCCCAUCGAGCAGUACCGUAAGGACGGGCGCAUCAUCCGGGGCCUGCAACGUGGCGCCGCCUCCUUCGGCACCUCCACCGCCUCGGCGGCCCUGGAGCUCAGCAACCGCCUAGUGCAGGCUAUUCAGGCCACUGCCGAAACCGUCUACGACAUCCUGUCCCCCACGGCUCCGCCAUCCCGCGCCCUGCCGGACAGAAAGUACGCCCGCAAACUACGACGGGGCCAUCAGCCGGCAGAUCUACGCGAAGGGGUGGCCAAGGCCUACGACACCGUGCGCGAGGGCGUCAUAGACACGGCCCAGGCCAUCUGCGACGUGGCUGCCCGUGGGCACGAGCAGAAGGGCAUCACGGGGGCCGUGGGCGGCGUCCUGCGGCAGAUCCCUCCCACCGUGGUCAAGCCGCUGAUCGUGGCCUCCGAGGCCACCUCCAACCUCCUGGGCGGCAUGCGGAACCAAAUCAAGCCCGAUGCCUUGAAGGAAGAAUCGCUUAAGUGGCGUUUGGAAGAGAGCCAGGACUAGCUGGCUUGUUGGGGGGGGGAGGGCGCUCCCCUUCCCCUCCACACCGGAUCCGAACCACGGACGCAGGCCCCACUUGGUCAUUUGCACAGCCGCGGAAGAGACGGCCACAACAAAAGAGGGCUUUCAAUAUGGCCUGGACACAAGACCGCACCCAGCCACCGGUUCCUGCACAGGCCAUGAUGGGUCGGCGGCCAUCUCCUCCCGCCUUGCCCUUAUUUCUGUACUUUUGGGGGUGGGGGGUCUCCAGCUGCCUCCCCCUUCCCCGUUUGAUGCAUGGUCUGCAGCUCUAUUCUCUCGCCCCCCCCUCCCCCACAUACAAAAGCACUCGGAGUGGGGGGGAGAGAAAAAAAAAUAAUUUGAGAUUAAAGGAUGUGACUUGUUUUCAGCUCUCGCUUGCUUGGGAUCCCGGUCAGAUCCUGGCUUAAUGAUUGGCAGGCUGGCUCCUUGGAUUCAGGGCCAGCUUGGAAACCCAGAUAUACGGCCACGCGGCGUUUGCAUUCACCUGGUUUUCUGCGAAAGGAAACAGCCGCGACGGAUUUUCCAAACCAGGUGUGAUCCACGCCAAGUGCCAUCGCUCUUGAGUUUUCAGCAGGCGUGCUUUUCGCGGAGGAGCCGAGUUCGAAAGACUUGAGCUGGCAGUCUAGCGGUUGCCCAAACGCCAUUUUGACUUUCUGGGAAUUCUUUCCUGCUUAGCGUAUCCCUAGAUCCAGCUCAAAAAAGAUGGUUUAUUGUUUGAGGCCAAAUGUGUGAUGUAUCCAAUCAAGGUUUUUUUUUUAAAAAAACAACAACACAAAACUUGAGUUUCUUUAAUCCUAGCUUUGCUUAAAUCACGAUCCAUGAUGGGUUAAUCUUGCCAGGGUUAGGUCAAACCCAAUUUCCUGGGUUUGGUUGGAUCUUUUUGAGUUGCAUUGUGGUGACCAGGAUUAGAAACAGUAUUCCACGUGCCAUAUAAAGCAAUGCAGGUAGCCCUUGACUUGUAACAGCUCAUUUAGUGACUAUUCAAAGUUACAAUUGCUCUGGAAAAUGGGACUUAUGACCGUUCUUCACACUUAACGACCGUUGCAGCGUCCCCUGGGCCACCUGAUCAAAAUCCAGACGCUUGUCAACUGGAUCAUAUACGUCACGUCCCAGGGUUACAUGACGAGCAAAGAACAGAAGUUGCCUUCAUCACUGGAAGCUUUCAAGAAAAGACUGGACUGCCAUCGGUCAGAAAUGGUGUCGGGUCUCCUGCUUGGGUAGGGGGUUGGACUGGAUGACCUCCAAGGUCCCUUCCAACUCUGUUUAUCUGUUAAACAAAAUCUGUUUAUAAAAAGCCAACGGGGAACCCGGUUAAUCUGGUUCCCAACUUAACAAUUGCAACGAUUCACUUAGCGACUGCAGCAAGAAACCUCAUAAAACGAGGCAAAGCUCAUUUAACAAAUGACUGACCUAGGAACAGAUGUCUCAGUUGUGAUCGUAACUUGAGGACUACCGAUAUUAGUAAUUGCGCAAUGUUUUUAACAGAUUAACAGAGUCGGAAGGGACCUUGUAGGUCAUCUAGCCCAACCCCCCU
This is a messenger RNA of Ahaetulla prasina, 7737 nucleotides long. It is a transcript of the gene ATG2A, whose product is annotated as autophagy related 2A. The record is from RefSeq and is a predicted model, not a curated record. Gene Ontology annotation, molecular function: phosphatidylinositol-3-phosphate binding. Gene Ontology annotation, biological process: autophagosome assembly; piecemeal microautophagy of the nucleus; autophagy of mitochondrion. NCBI's taxonomy places the organism in Eukaryota, Metazoa, Chordata, Lepidosauria, Squamata, Colubridae. Gene Ontology annotation, cellular component: phagophore assembly site; extrinsic component of membrane. The transcript is spliced from 43 exons.